GUUUGUGUCUGUCUACAUCUGCGCCUGCGUACAGCGGUUAUCGGGGAACAUUUAGCAGACGACAUUUACAAUUUUGCAAUUUUCGACACUUUCUGUCAAACUUAUGACAGACACUAAGCUUGAACCUGGUAUAUUUGAGCAGAACAGCGUUCUUUAUAAACUUCUCAUGUAACAAUUCGAAAAGGAAUAAAUAGGAUCGUAAAAGUGAUCAGCAUCUAACAUGGCGAUGACGACCGCAUAAUCCAAGUAAAAAAGAAAAAUUGUCAAGAUAGAUGAAUACAGCAGGAAGGAAAAAUCUGCAAUGUGGUAGUAAAAUCUGUUUAGUUUAUUCCUUGUUGCUCCUUUGGGGAGCAUAGGGCCGCAACAACACCUCGCCAGCGGACCCGGUUUUGGGCAGCUCCCUUCAGUUAAGCCCAUGUGAUUCCGAUGUCCUUUCCCUCGCUCUCUACUGUUCUUUUCCAAGUAUUCUUUGGAGUAAAAUCUGAGGAUGAUCAAAUUCUUUCUAAUAGCCAACCGUGUUGGCCAGCUGCGAGUUUCCAGGUAUUUCGAGAAGAUUGAUUCUUUAAAACGACAGCAUUUGGAAUCUACAAUUAUUAGCCACUGUCUCAAAAGAAUUGAUAAGCAGUGUACAAUUUUUCAACUUGAAGACACAGUUAUCAUCUACAGAAAGUAUGUCAACUUGUACCUGAUUGUAGGAACAACACCCGAUGAGAAUGAACUUGCUGUUCUAGAGCUUAUGCACAACUUCCUGGAAACACUUGAUUUAUACUUUAAGAAAGUGUCUGAGUUAGAUAUUAUGUUCAAUCUGGAUCGGGUGUACAUGAUUUUGGAUGAAAUGUUGAUCAAUGGAAUUGUGGCUCAGACUACAAAAGAUCGUAUUUUAGUACCAAUUCAGAUGUUUGACUCUCUAGAAUAACAAACUUUUAACAUUGAUGCGAUUUACAUGUUACCUGAUUGUGGUUAGUGGCUUUUUAAUUCAUUGAUUUUAUUGCCCAAAAUAUGUUAAGUUUGGUUAUUAUAGUAAAGUUUGGUUUGGUUAUUAUGCUGAAUGUACUACAAUAUAUGUCUCCUUCAAUUUUUGUGUUAAAUUAUAUCGAUGAAGGAAAGGAGAACAGACUAUUAUCAUCCAGAUAUUUUGCAUAGCCCUUCUUGUUCUGUGAAGAGAAAAGAUUUAGAGGCACUGAUUGUGUCAGUUUUUCCCCAUAAUUCAUUAUUAGUAAUUCAUUUAUAAGAAACUCGUGAUAAUGACUUAAAAAGGGACUUCGUCUGGAAUGAAUACUAGAGUAUUACAAAAAGUAUAUUUGAAGGCUUUUUUGCAUUUAGAACAAUGUUUGUGUUGUCGAGUAAAGAUUAAAGCUAUCUCUAGCUGUAGUGUUAGGUGCUUAGUGAGUGGUCACUUGAAAAAAUACACUCCAAGUCCAUGUUUAAGGAAUCAGUGCAUGCACUUUGAUUGUCAGCUUGUCAAUUAUUAAGUUUUGUAAGUAUCAACAUUCUGUCAUCAUAUUAAAUUAUUGUUUUAGCCCUUAUUAUUAGAAAGUAGAAUCAGAUGAAAAUCUUUUUAAUCUGUU
Pomacea canaliculata is the source of this 1568-nucleotide messenger RNA. Its product is annotated as AP-4 complex subunit sigma-1-like. Lineage: Eukaryota; Metazoa; Mollusca; Gastropoda; Architaenioglossa; Ampullariidae. Gene Ontology annotation, biological process: vesicle-mediated transport; protein transport. The coding region runs from base 488 to 916 and encodes 142 amino acids. Gene Ontology annotation, cellular component: intracellular membrane-bounded organelle. The record is from RefSeq and is a predicted model, not a curated record. The transcript is spliced from 6 exons.